GGGCUUCGCUCCAGUGCCUUUUUCUCUUGUGGUUUACUGGCCUCGCAUCUAUUCUUCUAAGCCCCUUCUCCUAUGAAGUUUUUUUGUGCUAGUUAGGUCCUUGCUUCAGUCUCAAAGUUAGCGCAUGAAACUCGUCUUUUUGCUAGCCAAUUCCUAGUUCUUCUAAUUUCGGUUUGAAUUGGAUCCUCCUUGCUUACCUUGGCUCGUCUUUUCUUGGUCCGGCCUUUUCGUUCUGCCUAAGUGUACGCAUCAGAACAUUCAUCCCGGUUGUACAUUCGAAAAAGUCUUCUGGGCCAUUAUGGCAGCCAAGUGGACUGGCGGACAUUCUUCUCCUAUUCUCUGCCUGAAUGCAAGUAAAGAAGGACUAGUGGCUUCUGGAGCAGAGGGUGGAAGUCUCGUGGCUUGGGGUGAAGAUGGGACUCCAUUAGGACACAUGCAGUUCCAAGGGGCUGACGAUGUUACCAGUGUCUUAUUUUCUCCCUCCUGCCCCACCAAGCUCUAUGCCUCACAUGGAGAGACGAUAAGCAUACUGGAUGUCAGGUCCCUCAAAGGUAUCCUGGACUAUUUUCAUGUGAAUGAAGAAGAAAUCAAUUGUCUUUCAUUGAAUGAAACUGAGAACCUGCUGGCUUCUGCUGAUGACUCUGGGGCAAUCAAAAUCCUAGACUUGGAAAAUAAGAAAGUUAGCAGAUCCUUGAAGAGACAUUCCAAUAUCUGUUCCUCUGUAGCUUUUCGACCUCAGAGACCCCAAAGCCUGGUGUCAUGUGGACUGGAUAUGCAGGUAAUGCUGUGGAAUCUUCAAAAAGCCCGGCCAGUCUGGAUUACAAAUUUACAGGAGGAUGAAGCAGAAGAAAUGGAAGGCCCACAGUCACCGGGUCAGCUCUUAAACCCUGCUCUGGCCCACUCGGUCUCUGUGGCGUCAUGUGGCAAUAUUUUUAGUUGUGGUGCAGAAGAUGGUAGGGUUCGGAUCUUUAGGGUAAUGGGAGUCAAAUGUGAACAGGAACUGGGUUUUAGGGGCCACACUUUAGGGGUGUCCCAGGUCUGCUUUCUGCCAGAAUCCUAUUUGCUGCUUACUGGAGGUAAUGAUGGGAAGAUACUGUUGUGGGAUGUGAGCACUGAAGUCAAGAAAAAACAAAAGAGUCCUAUAAAACAUAGCCACAGAAAGAAAACUAAAGGAGGAACCUACACUAAGCAGGUUGGCAGUUCUAAUGCUUCAGUAACAGAUGAAGAACAUGGCAAAACUUCACCAAAGCUAAAUAUCGAACAUGGGGAAAAAGUGAACUGGCUCUUGGGUAUAAAAAUAAAGGGACACCAAAAGAUAUUAGUAGCUGAUCAAACUAGUUAUAUAUCUGUUUAUCCCUUAAAUGAAUGUUAAAUCCAAUAAAAGCAUUAGAAGAA
Molecule: messenger RNA, 1395 nt
Organism: Nycticebus coucang (slow loris)
Lineage: Eukaryota; Metazoa; Chordata; Mammalia; Primates; Lorisidae
Gene: WDR53
Product: WD repeat domain 53
Exons: 3
Coding region: 299-1372 (357 amino acids)
Molecular function (GO): protein binding
Source: RefSeq, a predicted model, not a curated record